UGAGGUCUUUAUCCGCAUCAGCAAUGGCAGCAACUGGAGCAGCAGAAGAGGAGUUCCCCGACAUCAAAGGAGGCGGAUCACUGAUCGUCGCCUGGCAGCUGAAAGACAAACCAGUUACAAUCGUCGGAGGCGGCUCAGUCGCAACCUCCCGCGUCUCCCACCUCCUUGCCGCCGACGCGCGCAUCACCGUCGUCUGCCCACAAGACGGUCUCUCGCCCGAACUCCGUCAUCGCCUCUCUCGCUCCCAAAUCACCCACAUCCCGCGCCCCUUCUCAAUCUCAACCGACCUCCCAUCCGAAGGCCCUUCGCGACCGGCCAUGGUCCUCGUCGCAAUCGACUCCCCCUCGGUCUCAACCGAGAUCUACACCGCCUGCCACGCGCUGCACAUCCCCGUCAACGUCGCCGACGUGCCGCGUGAGUGCGAUUUCUACUUUGGAAGCAUGUACCGCGACGGCCCGUUGCAGGUCAUGGUCUCGACCAACGGCAACGGGCCAAAGAUGGCCAGCAUCGUCCGCAAACGAAUCGAGUCUGAGAUCGGAGACGAGCCGUUCGGGUGCGCGAUCGAGAGACUUGGGGUGUUGAGGGCGGCGGUUAGGCAACGGAUUCCUGGCCAUGAAAAGGCAGAGAUGAGAAAGCGCAUGCGAUGGGUCUCUCUUCUUUCAGAGAAAUGGACAAUAGCGCAGCUCGCAACGCUCGAUGACAGGACUAUCAAUCUCGUCCUCGAAGACCUUGAUCAAGAUCCUCCUUCAUUCCAGGAAAUUCAAAAGAAAUUGUAAAUACAGAUUAAU
Messenger RNA from Myxozyma melibiosi, 788 nucleotides. Its product is annotated as putative NAD(P)-binding-domain-containing protein. Gene Ontology annotation, molecular function: protoporphyrin ferrochelatase activity; precorrin-2 dehydrogenase activity. Gene Ontology annotation, biological process: siroheme biosynthetic process. The transcript has 4 exons. Bases 24 to 776 code for a protein of 250 amino acids. NCBI's taxonomy places the organism in Eukaryota, Fungi, Ascomycota, Lipomycetes, Lipomycetales, Lipomycetaceae. The record is from RefSeq and is a predicted model, not a curated record.